Camelina sativa (false flax) is the source of this 1137-nucleotide messenger RNA. Its product is annotated as ran-binding protein 1 homolog c. Gene Ontology annotation, biological process: nucleocytoplasmic transport. Gene Ontology annotation, molecular function: GTPase activator activity. Gene Ontology annotation, cellular component: cytoplasm; nuclear pore. The record is from RefSeq and is a predicted model, not a curated record. NCBI's taxonomy places the organism in Eukaryota, Viridiplantae, Streptophyta, Magnoliopsida, Brassicales, Brassicaceae.
GAUUUUGGGGGCUUAAUGGGCUUAAAAUGGCCGAUGUUAAAGGCCUAUUAGCCCAAUAAAUAAAUUUAAAGCCUAACUUUGGGUUAUAAAGUUUUAAAAACCCUCGUUCCCGAGACUUUUCUUCUGGUUCUCACUGUUCUCGAAACUUCUUCUCUCCCCCAAUUGGAACGACCAAAAAGUUGCAAAAGCAGACCAACUCACUUUUCACAGUUCCAAGAUGGCGAGCACUGAGCCAGAGCGUGAGAACCGCGAAGAGGAAACCGAAGUCCACGAAGAUGAAGACACCGGAGCUCAGGUCGCUCCGAUCGUUAGGCUUGAAGAGGUUGCUGUCUCCACAGGCGAAGAAAAUGAAGACGCUGUUCUCGAUCUGAAAUCGAAGAUGUAUCGAUUCGAUAAAGAAGGGAACCAAUGGAAGGAGAGAGGAGCUGGAACUGUUAAGUUGUUGAAGCAUAAGCAGACUGGAAAAGUUCGGCUUGUUAUGAGACAGUCUAAAACCCUAAAGAUCUGUGCCAAUCACCUCAUUUCGUCUGGGAUGACUGUUCAGGAACAUAGUGGUAAUGAAAAGUCGUGUUUAUGGCACGCUACUGAUUUUUCCGAUGGCGAGUUGAAGGAUGAGCUUUUCUGCAUCAGGUUCGCAUCUAUUGAGAAUUGCAAAACGUUUAUGGAGAAGUUCACUGAGAUAGCUGAAAGCCAGCAGCAAGUAGGAAAAGAGAGCACAGAGGGCGAUGAAGCUGCUGGUUUAAUAGAGAAUCUCACGGUUGAAGAAAAGAAAAGCGAGGAGAAAGCCAAGGAAGCAGAAGAAAAAAGCCCUGCAAAGGAAGAGAAAGAUACAAAGAAGGAAGAAGAGAAGAAAACGGAGGUGAGCACUUGAGUUAAAAGUGGUUGUUGUUGGGAUCACAAGUGCUUUGCGUCUGUUUUAUAUAAUAUAUAUAUAUAUACUUGGCACUGAGAGCAUGAUGGUAGCUUCAAAAAGGAGUCAUUCUCCAUUUGUCAUCUCUCAAAGUUUUUUUGAGUCUUUGCCCUGUGUUACAGAAUGAGAACCUAUUUUCUUGUUUUUUUACGUUGUUGUAAGUGUUUGACUAUAAUGUGGUCUCUUUACUUAAGAUAAUAGUAUUUCUCAUCGGAUUAUUUCAUAAA